This is a messenger RNA of Balearica regulorum gibbericeps (East African grey crowned-crane), 998 nucleotides long. The record is from RefSeq and is a predicted model, not a curated record. Lineage: Eukaryota; Metazoa; Chordata; Aves; Gruiformes; Gruidae.
GUAACUAUGAACUCAAUGUCUUCAGUUCAUGCAGUCAAAUUCAUAAGUUUUGGCUUCCUCGCUUGUACUGCUUGAUGGAUGUGUCACCCAUCAAAGUUUUUGCAGGCACUUCUACAGUCUUUACCCGUGCAAGUGUGGUGCAGUACCAUCUUGGUACUUUCACUAAAAUUUUGUAUUUUCCCACAGGCUGCUGGAUGAAGAAGCCUCGAUGUGGUGUGCCUGACCAAACAAGAGGUAGCUCCAAAUUUAACAUUCGUCGGAAACGCUACGCGUUAACAGGACAGAAAUGGCAACACAAACAUAUCACUUACAGCAUAAAGAACGUCACUCCAAAAGUAGGUGAUGCUGAAACUCGUAAAGCCAUUCGCCGUGCCUUCGAUGUGUGGCAGAAUGUAACUCCUCUAACAUUUGAAGAAGUUCCUUAUAUUGAAUUAGAAAAUGGCAAGAGGGACGUGGAUAUUACAAUCAUUUUUGCAUCAGGUUUUCACGGAGACAGUUCUCCCUUUGAUGGGGAGGGAGGAUUUUUGGCUCAUGCAUACUUCCCUGGCCCAGGAAUUGGGGGAGACACCCAUUUUGACUCAGAUGAGCCAUGGACUUUGGGAAAUCCCAAUCAUGAUGGAAAUGAUCUAUUUCUAGUUGCAGUGCAUGAACUGGGACAUGCUCUGGGCUUGGAGCACUCUAAUGAUCCCACUGCAAUCAUGGCUCCAUUUUACCAGUAUAUGGAAACUGACAACUUCAAACUACCUAAUGAUGAUUUACAGGGCAUCCAGAAGAUAUACGGUCCACCUGACAGGAUACCACCACCAACAAGACCUCUGCCAACAGUGCCCCCACAUCGGUCAAUCCCUCCAGCAGACCCACGGAAGAAUGACAGGCAACCUAAACCUCCCCGGCCACCCACUGGUGACAAACCUUCCUAUCCAGGAGCCAAGCCUAACAUCUGUGAUGGGAACUUCAACACUCUGGCUAUUCUUCGCCGGGAAAUGUUUGUUUUCAAG